Eimeria maxima is the source of this 648-nucleotide messenger RNA. Its product is annotated as rhomboid family domain-containing protein, putative. The transcript is spliced from 10 exons. Lineage: Eukaryota; Apicomplexa; Conoidasida; Eucoccidiorida; Eimeriidae. The record is from RefSeq and is a predicted model, not a curated record. Bases 1 to 648 code for a protein of 215 amino acids. Gene Ontology annotation, biological process: proteolysis. Gene Ontology annotation, molecular function: serine-type endopeptidase activity. Gene Ontology annotation, cellular component: membrane.
AUGUCCGAUAUCGAGUCACAGAGAGUCCUCGGGGCUGGAAUCCCGAGGACUGGCAGACUGAUUGACGUCGGAGCCACUUACGGGCCUGCAAUUAGGCACUUCCAAGCAUGGAGGCUAAUAAUGCCCGUGUUCCUCCACGUCGGCAUUGUGCAUUUGCUAUUUAACAUCCUCUUCAUUCUGCAUAUGGGACUUGACAAAGAAAUUAAAUACGGAAGAUCAAAUUUCCUCAUGCUCUACUUUUCCUCCGCUUUGAUUGGGAACAUGUUCACCGUCUUAAUGCGCCCCUGCUCCUUGGCUGUCGGUGCAAGUACUGCAGGGUUCGGUCUCGUUGGCUCCAUUCUUGCUGAGAUCCUGAUGGUGUGGCAUAAGCUCGACGAGCGUACGCGGAAUAUGUACACACUCGACAUCACCAUCUUUGGAGCUCUGAUGAUUCUGCUGUCCUAUGGGCAAACUGUUGAUAUAUGGGGCCAUCUGGGAGGCUUCGUCUGCGGAGUUGCAGUCACCUGCGAAUUGAACAAGAAUAUCAGGGAUCUCCCUCACUGGUUUGGUCUGGUCAAGGAUGGAACACGCACGAUAUGUCUUGGUGUCAUCGCCCUCACCCUUGUUCGUGUAUUCCUUGGUCUCCCCCUGCCCAUGGGGUGCGCAUAA